AUGUACCACCAACUAACUACCCCAGAGUCGCGACUUGCUCAAAAUGAGUGGUCAAAACAGCUGCAACAUGGGGUCAACGAAGCAUGUGAACCACCCGUUCUGGCCGAUCGGCAGCUAGGAGGAUGGGUGCUCCUCUCCGACAUCAAGGAGGGCGCGCAGGCCCGGAAGCGGAAGAAGUCCAAGGACAAGGCCGCGCCGGACCCGGCGAAGAAGACCAAGAAGGCGGCCACGCCGGAACACGACCGGAGGACGCGAACCGGAACACGCGACCGAGGGCCCCGGGAGAGCCGGAAGCCGGAACAUCCGCGAGACCUCUACCGGAACAUCAGGGCCGGAACAUCAGCGCAAAUGGUGAUUCACACUGGCUCUAUCGACCAGUUCUUAUCUCGAGCUUGA
This is a messenger RNA of Aureococcus anophagefferens, 396 nucleotides long. RefSeq lists its product as hypothetical. Bases 1 to 396 code for a protein of 131 amino acids. Lineage: Eukaryota; Pelagophyceae; Pelagomonadales; Pelagomonadaceae. The record is from RefSeq and is a predicted model, not a curated record. The transcript has a single exon.